Diabrotica balteata is the source of this 1254-nucleotide messenger RNA. The record is from the annotation of a GenBank genome assembly. NCBI's taxonomy places the organism in Eukaryota, Metazoa, Arthropoda, Insecta, Coleoptera, Chrysomelidae.
AUGGAAGACAGUAAAGAUAACCAAGAAGAAUAUUUUACGCCGAAGGGUGAUGGGGACGGUGUCAAAAAAACGACACCGAGGAAAAGGUUCCCAGUUCCUUCUGCGAGAAAAUUCAACGUGAAGGCACCACGUGAUGAAAACAUGAAAGCAAAACUUGAGCAAGCACUCGAAGAGAUGGGCAAAGUCAAAAAACACAAUUGUCUCGCCAAGGCACAAACUGUAGCGGAGAUUACGCCGACCAAGUCCAAACGAAAGAAAACACAAUUCCUCAAGUUGAGUUUCGAUGGCGACAUACCGGAUCUCCACACCACCCUGCAAGUGGCGCUACACGCAACGCCGAGACCCUUGGACGGGACGCCAGCUUUGGCGUCUCAGGCACAACGACGGCGCUGCACAAGAGACUGGGCGGUGUGUACAGUGUAUCAGCGACUGUUAUUGUUUGUCUGGCGCCGUACCAAAGCGCGCCUACAGACGCUUUCCGAGUCAAAUGGACGCCAACAGAACCAGAUUAGUCAACUGGAAUUACAAGUUGAUUUUCUAAAGAGCAUGAGAAAGUCAGAAUGUGAAAGGCGAAAUCAGGCUUUACAGGAAUGCCAUAAUAUGUCCCAGAAAGUUAGCGUCUUAGAAAUAACCAAUAAUAAUUUGAUGCAGGAAUUGAAAAUCAUUCAAGACGAUCUGGUAAAUACAAAGAAAAACUUAACUUUGACCAAACUCGAUCUGAUAAAGACUACAGACCAAUUAUCAAAAUCACAAGAACAACUUAUGAGGCGAAGGGAAGAAAAAAUGGAUUUGAUAUCAAAGUUAAAUUGUCAAGAACAGGAAGUAUCCAGUCAAAAUGAAAAGAUUGUCGAAUUGGAAGAAAAAUUCAAAAUUAUAGAGAAUAAUCUUCAUAAUAUGGAAUCAAAUUUCAAGAAUAAACAAGAAGAAUUAGAGGCAGUUCAAGAACAAUUCCAAUUGGAAGUAAAACUAAAUGAUACCUUAAAAGAUAAUAUGACAAGUUUAGAGAAUACAAAAAUUGAAUUAGAGCGCCGUGUUAAAACUUUGGAAAACGAAUUGAUGGUAUAUAUAGAUGGUAUAGAAAAUCUAGAAGACGAAAAUAUUACGAUAAAGGAAAAUCUUGCCGAGGUAACUUUGGAGUUGUUCGAGGAGAAGAAAAAGAAAUGGGUUAAAAUUACUAAAGAACUAACUUUAUUGUCUUUAUCUGCUCUACAAAAAAUCAUCGAAGUAAUGUUACCAGUUUAUCACAAAUAUUGA